CAAUAAAGCUAUGAUGCCAAUCAAAGGCCGUAGCAGCCAAGUUACAAUAAAGCCAUCCAUCACGCUGCGCGAACAACAUAGCCUAGUACAGAUGCUCUGUGAAGUACAAGUCGGAUUUGACUGAGAUCUCAGCAAGGAGAGACAGAGUCGAAUUUUAAAGUGAUCUCUAGGAGCAAUAGCCAUCUUGAAGUAGUUAUAUUCUAAGCCAUGACAACAUUGUUGUGAAAAGCCAUCGUCACGAGAGCAUUACUCGCUAAGCCCGAACGUUUCUCCAGAGGAAGGACAAAUAAUUGAACAAAGACUAUUUGGUUUGCCCAUUCAGAUUUUUACUUCCAUCUCACGCAAUUACGAACUUUAGGAGCGAGUAAUCACGAGACGCUAGUUGGAGCUCCUGGUGUCUCUACAAUGACUUCUUCACAAGAUCCCUACUGUAACACGUCCAGUUCACACUUUUCUUUUUCUGUGGGACAAAGUACUCGGUCAUCACGWCCUUCAUCUCACGAAUUUAUUUUCGCUGGUCAAGAGAACUAUUCUAGUGGAGCAUCCACUGCUGUUCGACCGUCUAACGCGGCCAUGGGACUCGCCGAUGCAGGAGUUUCACGAGGAGCGAACGUCACUCGACAACACAAUAUCUUCCAUGGUCCCGUCGUUCACCCAUUGCAUCCAAACUAUGGCAGUUUGCAAGAGCCAAGAGAUGGCGGGAACGGUUCCCCCCAUGGAUUCUUCUCUGUUGCUCACGCACACGAUCCUCCUGCUCAUUACCCAGGCAAUGCAGGAACACUUAGCCCAGCAUAUCGAUUUUCCAAAGGCCUAGAAUUCUAUCCUCGUGACGACAAGCUAGAUCAUACUCAGUAUACGAGCCCGUUUGUACCGCCAAGGUAUGAAUACAUGCAGCAUCCUGGAUUGUCAAUGCCGCCAAGUUAUCUUCGUCAACCGUUGAGCCACGUCGUUACUUGCGAGUGGAUUGAGCCAGGAAAUAAGGGGAAACCUUGCGGCAGACAAUUCUUCCGUAUGCACGAUAUUGUGGCCCAUCUGGCUGAGGAUCACGUUGGUGGACCAGAAAGCUCGUCACAUGUUUGUUUCUGGAAAGAAUGUCCACGGAACGGCUUGCCGUUCAAAGCCAAAUAUAAACUYAUAAAUCAUAUUCGUGUACACACGGGAGAAAAGCCGUUCCCAUGUCCAUUCCCAGGCUGUGGGAAAYUAUUYGCUCGCUCUGAGAAYCUGAAAAUUCAUAAAAGAACUCAUACUGGAGAGAAACCUUUCGUUUGCGAGUAUCCUGGAUGCGAUCGAAGGUUUGCAAACUCGAGCGACCGCAAAAAGCAUUCACAUGUCCAUACGUCUGACAAACCUUACAUUUGCAAAGUGGAUGGAUGUAAUAAAAGCUACACACAUCCGAGCUCUUUGAGAAAGCACAUGAAACUACACGCCAAACCAUCAGAAUCUGGGAUCGAAAGCCCACAAGAAGAAGCUCUUUCAAACGGAAAGUCAAACACUGCUCCGUUCCCCUCUGCUUCUACAUACCCCCCAAUGUCGGAGUGGUUUAACAGAAUACCCGGAGCUCCAGCCCAUCACGAACACUAUCAUUUGGAAAACCCUACAACUAUAGGUCCCAGUCAAACCGCUUUAGCGUCAUACUGAGUAGGAGAACAAGAAUUUCUCGACAAUAAAUUCAACGACUAGUUUUAGAGGUUAGGUCGAAUKGAAUGGAACGGCACGAAUUUAGUGCUCAACCAAACAACAGAGUUCCUUUGGCUGAAAAUAGUAAGCCUAGAACAAUGCCGUCGACUGUUGGAGCUCCCGAAAGACAGCRAAAACAAAUACACUACCCUUUUAUACGUGAAAUUUGUUAGACACUCAAAUACGAGACAGCGAGACGCCAGCCACUUUAGGCACUUCAGGAAGCAUAAGAAGGGAGACGGUUGUCCUAGAUGUAGACCAGAGUUUUCUAAAAAAUUGUCUGCUGUGCUACAAGAACCACUGAUUUCACAUGUAAUUUCACGARCGAAUCUAUCAUUUCAUUCACUAUUUUUUAUUAUUAUUAUGAUUUUAAAGCAAAUUCACUUAGUUGGGACCUUUUCGUCAAGAAUKCUGUGAAUUUGGUGUUAGGCUGACAAUGUGAGUUGACAACACCGCUGAUAUAUUUUAGUUAGUUUUCAAAAAGUGGUUUUAUUUUCUUAAAUGUUUCAUUGAUCGAUUUAUUUCCAAGAAACUCAAAGUUCUAAUGUACAUAGAAAAUAUAUAACUGGAAGACAUUAGAAAGAACCACGCAAAGAUGGGAACCAAUUUAUGAAAAGAGCAAAAUGUUGAAAACAUUCUUGUGUUAUUGCUGGCCGUAAGCCCCCACACACAUUGAUUGUAAAUAUGGCAAAAGUUUAUAAGCUUACUAGACUUGAGACUCACACAAACGAUGAUAAAAUAAAAAAUUACCCAGGGCUAUUCUA
Molecule: messenger RNA, 2441 nt
Organism: Exaiptasia diaphana
Lineage: Eukaryota; Metazoa; Cnidaria; Anthozoa; Actiniaria; Aiptasiidae
Product: zinc finger protein ZIC 1
Exons: 1
Coding region: 406-1638 (410 amino acids)
Biological process (GO): central nervous system development; regulation of transcription by RNA polymerase II
Cellular component (GO): nucleus
Molecular function (GO): DNA-binding transcription factor activity, RNA polymerase II-specific; RNA polymerase II cis-regulatory region sequence-specific DNA binding
Source: RefSeq, a predicted model, not a curated record